Molecule: messenger RNA, 345 nt
Organism: Striga hermonthica
Lineage: Eukaryota; Viridiplantae; Streptophyta; Magnoliopsida; Lamiales; Orobanchaceae
Source: the annotation of a GenBank genome assembly
AUGAAGCUCCUACUAAUGCUUCUGAUAGCCAUUCUCUUCAUUCAGGUUUUUGUGGUGGCAGAGGUAUCACCAGCCAGUGAUGAUACUUCACAUUCUCUUGCUCAGGAGGAUGAGGGCGCGAACUAUGGAGCCCUGCUCAAGAAACACCACCCUUACAGAAUCAAUUGCAGGCAAGCAUGCGCAAGAAGGUGCAGCAAGGCUUCCAGAAAGAAAAUCUGCCACCGAGCGUGCAACACCUGUUGCAGAAGGUGCCACUGUGUCCCUCCCGGGACUUACGGGAACAAGGAGCUUUGCCCUUGCUAUGCAAGCCUAAGAACACAUGGAAAUAGACCUAAAUGCCCUUGA